AAAGUUCUUCAUACGACAAGCCAAAGCUACUUUUAAGCUUCGAGAAACUACGAUUCUCUUCCACUGCUGCGAGAUCACCAUGAAGGAAAAAGGAAACGUCUCGCCACAAUACAUGCGGUUACCAGUUUCCACUGCAGCUGGACCGACACCGAAGAACAGCACGCAACAACUGGAAAAGGUUGUAGAAGAUGUCAACAGCUGCAGCAACGUCUUCUGCUUCGUCGGCCUUGUCCAAACUCUACUACACUUUUCUGGCCUCGACGGAAGAGCCGACAGAUAGGACCGCCGAUGUUGCUUCUUGCAGCAACCAGACGAGGGCGGCGCCAAGGGCAUCGGCGCCAACUCCUCCUCGAGGAGGUGUCCGCGAAAUCAUACCGAGCGGCAGACAGGCGCAGGCGCAAGUUGGCUCUGCGGGCCUGUCAGCGAAAAGUGUUUGCUCGCCGUAUGUGAUAGAGACGACUACGGAUCAAAUUCCAAGAAAUCAGAUGCAAAUCGAAAUACAGCAGAAUAACUUGCUAUCUGCUACAACAGUGGAGCCUGUUAUGGCUGUAAAGGAAGGAGGAAGUCAUGCAGCCGUCGAUGCGAAAGCCCGAAGCCGAAUGUUGUUCGAACCCUUUUUGUUCGGUCGUUCAGAAAAAGCACCGAGCAUGAGCAAUGCUGGCCGUUCCAAGAAAGUCAGCGGGCAAGGGACAAGAGUACUGCUAGUUGCGGACUCUGAAAAUGCUCGCAGCACAUCAUCUGACAGGGCUGGAACUGGGACGCUGGAGAAUAUUAACAUUGCGCUUGCCGACAUUUCCCUAGUAACCUUUUUCGAAACCGGUAUCCAUACAUGCGGCUACAUCGGAAUGAUCAUCAUCGGAAAAAUCCUGUUCGAGCAGAACAUGCCGUAUCCGCUGUUUCUCAUUUUCACCGAUCAGAUUGUCUGCAGUGCGGCGAUAGCAGGUACUUACAGACCAUCACACCACAAAACGGCUCUGGUGUGUAUUCAUUGAAAUUGGUUACUCGUUGUCAAUGCGUCCCCAAUGUCUCGACAACUACGUCACGCCUCAGAUCAGUUACGCCAUCUAGUUAAGGUUAAAUACAACCAUCUCGACAGCUAUCCGUGGAGUUGGCCGUGCGGAUGCUUGUGUAAUUGACCCUCGAGAACAAUCGCAGUCGCAGAGGACUGAUGCCGGAAAUGAGUCUGACGUCAAUCCGGAGCAAAAUACAGCUGCAGUUGGACCGUACGGGUCCUUUGCGUCCUGUGUUGACGCUGUGUAUCAGUUCGGGAGGAACUCACUGGGAGACUUCGAUUUCCUUUCCGAGCUCGUGCCGCUGAGUAUUCUAAACGUCGGAACGGGCGCCUGCGGUAUUGCCGCAAACCUGUUUCUCUUUCCAUCUUUCACAGAGGCGAUACAGAUGACUGGCCCGGUUAUACUUAUGGCUAAUAAAUCCUUUUGGAUUCUUCAAAGCAUUUGACUGGUUCGCAUUGAGAAUCUCGUAAAAGACUUACGACGCGCAUGGUUGUGCAGGGCUAAGUAGUCGUUCACUCGGUAGAAGUAGUUAGAUGUUUAUGUUGACAAAAUCAUGAGAUGAAAGGCCAAAGUUAUUGAAAGCAACAACAAGGUGUGUCAAGUUCUAAGAUUGAGGUCCCUCUUGGCUACGUCUUUCAGCGGACAACGGUGUCAACGCUAGCGUUGCUCGCUUUGGUGCCGCUUUCGCUCGGUGGUAUCCUAUCCGCUGUAGGAGAGAUCAAUUUUCAUAAAUUCGGGAUUAUGCUUGCGAUGGGCUCGUUAUUUUUUCGCGCUGGACGAAUGCUCUACACCUCUGUCAUUGUAGUAAAUCACCAGAAGAAAGAGAAACAAGCGGCGAGUGUUUGCGUUGUAGGAAAUGCGCUUGAAGAAGGUGAUGGAACGAUGUCAGGGACAAGGUUCACGCUGUCGGUUGAAGCACAAGCGGAUGGAAACGACUACCUCAGGCAAUCUUCCACAUCUUCGACGGCCGCCAACAGUGCAAAUGAGAAAAAGCCAAUAGCACUGAAUCUCGCGCGUGCGGCAAUGCCUCUCAAUGCGGCAGUCCUUCUGACUGCUUCGUUUUUGAUCGAGGGGGCUGCGCCAUGGCGGGCGUUCUUAUGGGGCAUCGGGAUGCGGGAGAGAGCCCUUAUUCUCGUCAAAGGGAUGUCUGCUGCAUGCUGGUACGUGACCGAGUUUAUUCUCAUCUUAUGCAUGGAUAUACUUAUACUCGAAAGCUGAUGAAAAUAAGCGAGUUACUGACUGACAAAGAAGAGUUUUGACUACAUUCCUCUUUUUUCACUAUCUCCCUUAUUUUAAGUAGUUACUCGCAUGUUUCAUUUUGUCGAACAACAUAUAGUUACACUAUAAACUACUACUUCUACUAACCAUGCUGUUCCUUAUAUGUUGUUACACUUCUGCGCAAACUUUGUUUCGAAUUUGAUAUUUAUACAAAUUGUUCUGAUGAUGUCACUACGAGGGGUACGGAAACGUGCAUGUUGUAGCUCAAGCUGAGAGAGAGGUAGACUUUCUAAUCAAGGAAGAAAAAGGAGCAGUCUUUACGUCGAUCGUGGCCAAUAUGAAUCGAGUUGGAGCAAUCGGUACGGGGUUGCUCGUGUUCCGCAACCCUGUGUCGGCGAUUCAGGCAGGCGGCUUCGCCCUCACUUUCACAGGUCUUGGCCUCUACUUCAAAUCUGCGGCCGACGAGAGUAGAACUCAACAUGCUGGUGAAGAAGAAAAUGCAAAUCGUGCUGCAGACUCCGCCGGUACUGAGUUCACCAGAAGAGGCAUCCCGCAACGAUCCGUUGUUACAGGAGACGUCACUGCAGAACGGCAUACUUCAGAUGUGCGACUUACAGAAGUGGAUCACGACAGUACAGAUAAUCCUGUCAUAGUACCAAUCGUUCACCAACACGGCACAUCCGAAGAUGAGGAACAACGGCGACUACCUCCACAAGAAGCAGCAGGGAAGCAUGGGGAUCAUAAUGCUCAAGCAGGCGUGGAGGUGGACGUGGAUAGACGCGUGGCAGCGCUCGAGCAAAGAAUGGGCGCUAUUGAACAGGCACAGGAGAAUAGACGGUCACAGCGCGAGAAUGAUGCUAGCAGCAGUGCUGCUGGCGGAGGUCCGGCGUUGUGAUGUUGGACGACCACGACACGACACUUUCUUCUAGUUGCUUGAGCUUGAAUCUAGCUGUUUUUGUUCGCAGGACCUGGCGGUGGCCCUUUCUUUGUUUUGCAUAUUUCUUUAGAUGAAUUUGAAUUUCGAUCUAUUUGUUUCUGCAGAUUAACAGCCAGGUAGAAGAACCAACGCGUGUUCCAUCGGACCUCCACCCACGUAUAAUGAAAUAGACAAAACAUAAUGAGGUGACGAUCUCAAGCUUUAUUUCGUUCUGUUUGAAAGGC
Molecule: messenger RNA, 3392 nt
Organism: Amoebophrya sp. A25
Lineage: Eukaryota; Dinophyceae; Syndiniales; Amoebophryaceae
Source: the annotation of a GenBank genome assembly